Molecule: messenger RNA, 873 nt
Organism: Dreissena polymorpha
Lineage: Eukaryota; Metazoa; Mollusca; Bivalvia; Myida; Dreissenidae
Exons: 3
Coding region: 1-873 (290 amino acids)
Source: RefSeq, a predicted model, not a curated record
AUGUUCUGUUUUGAAAAGGAGGCCUAUGUGUGGGCUGACGUGGAGCAGAAGGACGCUUUUUUCUGCAGGCUGGGUUUCUACGCUGAUGAUCUUGCUGUGAUCGCAGACUCACUGGAGGAGUGUCUCUCCAGACUGAAAGGUUGGAAGUAUGGUAUGGACAGCAAAGGGCUGAGGGUCAAUAUGAAGAAGACAAAGCUCUUGAUCACCGGUCCUGGACUGAAUCUCCUGCGUGACGCUGGAGAAUAUCCCUGUACAGCAUCACGUCCAAUUGAUGGAAGACCUGUUACCCAGGUGGUCGUUGACGGCUCACAGCUGGAUGUUGAGGCCAGCUUCUGCUAUCUGGGUGACACGCUAUGUGCUGAGAUAGGCUGCGAACUGGCCAUCAUCACCAGAUGCUGCACUGCUUGGGGAAAGUUUAAGAAGCUACUACCAAUACUGACGUUGAAGCAUGUUUCCCUUAAAACCUGUGGCAAAGUGUUCAAUGCUCGUGUCCGGUCUGCCAUGCUACAUGGUAGUGAUGCGUGGGCACCAUCCGCUUCUGAUCUACAACGACUUCGUAGAAAUGACAGAGCAAUGGCCCGCUGGAUCUGCAGCGUCAAACCUGACGACGGAGUUGACACUGACACACUGUAUGGAAAACUAGGGAUACCAGAAGUCACCGCAUCACUGCGAACCAGACGUCUGAGGUGGUAUGGUUAUGUCGAACGUGCCACUUCUUGCAUCAACCCUAUCAUGAAGAUGGCCAUUCCUGGUGCUAGAGGUAGAGAGAGACCAAGGAAAUCGUGGUCUGACUGUAUCCGGGAGGACCUGCAUACAUGUGGCAUGGGAAACACAUGUUUUUUUCUGCUUAAUGAGCUCAAGAAUUGCCUUUAA